AUGGAUAUUGAACUAGAGGAGAGAACAAAGGACUUGAGACUUUUGAAUGAGCUGAAGAUUACAAGAGCUAGGCAGGCGUAUCAAGCAGCGAAAGUGAGGGGUUUUAUGGAGGUGUCUCCUAGUUUUGAUAAUUUUGAUUUUAAAACUAUUGAUGAUGCACAAAAAGUAUGGCUGGAACGUGACUUCGAGGAGGAUGAGGUGCUUAAAGCUAUCAAAUGUUGUGGUGCAAAUAAAGCACCUGGUCCGGAUGGUAGGGCGGAUUGGAGAUUGAAUACAUCUUUCAUCAGAUUAACUCUUAAGAAAGAAGAUGCUUUAACUACAAAAGAUUACAUGCCUAUUAGCCACAUCAGUAGUUUUUAUAAAUUAAUUUCUAAGGUGUUGGCUGAAAGGAUGAAAGUUGUUAUGCCGCAACUUAUUCCGAGUUCUCAGGGUGCUUUUGUGAGGCAGAAACAGAUUCUGGAUGGUAUUCUGAAAAAUGGCUUUGGUGAAAGAUGGAUCAGGUGGAUUAGAUGGUGCGUAACUGAAGCUCAAUUCUCGGUGUUUUUUAAUGGAGCAGCUACUGAUAUAAUUAAGCCAUCUAAAGGGGUUCGGCAGGGUGAUACUUUGUCACCAUUCUUGUUUUUGUUGGUGGUUGAAGUGUUAUCUUUGUUAGUUAGUGAUGCUAAGCAGAAGGGUUUAAUAACUGGGUUCCAAGUGAAAGAAGGCGGAACUACGGUAACUCAUCUACAAUUUGUAGACGACACGAUUUUAAUGCUUAAUGCUUCCAAAAAAGAGGUUAUAAAUUUGCUCGUUCUCUUAAUGAUUUUUGAGGUUCUUACUGGACUUAAAUUGAAUUUAGAAAAAAGUCCAAUCACUAGCAUAGGUGCAGAUGAUGUGGUGGGCGACUUGGCGUUAGAGUUAGGUUGCAAGGUUGAUGAACUUCCUAUUACCUAUCUAGGGAUGCCAAUCGGAGCUUUGAGGAGAAACAAGGAAGGUUGGGAUGCUGUAAUUCAGAAGAUGAAGAAGAAACUUGCGCCUUGGAAGAGAGUUUUUCUUAACAAAGCGGGUAGAAUAACCCUGAUUAGGAGUGCUUUGGAGAGCAUAACCACUUAUUUUAUGUCUCUGCUGAUUCUUCCAGUGGCUGUUGAGAAGGAAUUGAACAUAAUUAUGAGACGUUUCUUAUGGGGCGAAGAAGGUGAUCAAAGAAAGAUGAGUUGGGUCUCUUGGUUAAAGAUAUGUAACUUAAAAGAGAAUGGUGGCUUGGGUAUUCGAAAUUUGAGACUGGUCAAUAAAGCUUUGUUGGCUAAAUGGCAUUGGCGUUAUGCUAGGGAGAAGCAGGCAUUGUGGAGGAGGAUAGUUUGUGAAAAAAACAGGUGCUGA
Messenger RNA from Papaver somniferum (opium poppy), 1359 nucleotides. RefSeq lists its product as uncharacterized. The transcript is spliced from 4 exons. The record is from RefSeq and is a predicted model, not a curated record. Lineage: Eukaryota; Viridiplantae; Streptophyta; Magnoliopsida; Ranunculales; Papaveraceae. Bases 1 to 1359 code for a protein of 452 amino acids.